This is a messenger RNA of Labrus mixtus (cuckoo wrasse), 1705 nucleotides long. RefSeq lists its product as uncharacterized. Lineage: Eukaryota; Metazoa; Chordata; Actinopteri; Labriformes; Labridae. The transcript has 6 exons. The record is from RefSeq and is a predicted model, not a curated record. The coding region runs from base 238 to 1149 and encodes 303 amino acids.
UGUCCCUCUCUCGCUCUCUUCUCACUUGCUCCUCUUUGCUCUCUCUUGCUCUCAAUCGACUAUUGUUCAUUAAAAUUGUGUUCAGCAACUUCCCUGUUUGUCCAGGUAAUCUGGAACCAGAGGACCGAGGGGUGUCAGAUAAAAGCAGCUUUUACUGAUCACAGGAUGUAUGUCUUCAUGUUACUGUAAUGGAGUUGCAGAUGACGAUCAUCUUCAUCUUUUUCUGUAAGUUGACACAUGAUCGUCUCAUCUGCUGAUGUACAGUUGAAGAGUCACCAGUUAGGCAUUAAGGGAGGAUCCAUCACUUUUCCUGAUCCUUUGGAGAAUGGACUUCUUAUAUUUGAAAGAAGUAGCAUUGCUGAAGUGAAGGACAAAAAAAUAGAUAUAUUUGAGGAACCUUACAAGGACAGACUUUUAUGGAACAACAAAACUGGUCUUUUCACAAUCAGAGGACUAAAGCAGAAGGACUCUGGUGCUUAUGGUAUUGACCCUAAAAAAGGACUUAGUUCCAUAAUAUAUCAUAAAAUCACUGUAUAUGAGUCUGUAGCAGCUCCUGCAGUGGAAACUCUGAACGUGAGCACAGAGAGCUGCUCCUUUCUGUGUUUGGUGACCAAGACUGAAGAGACGACUCUGCUGUGGUACAAAGACGAGGAAAUAAUCAACCAGAGCAGCUCUGCUCUCUCACUGCCUCUCACUGUACACAGACAUGAUGUCACAUCAUCUUAUAGAUGUGUGGCAGCCAACCCUGCUGAAAAUAAGACUCUUCAUGUCGAUGUUAGGAACAUCUGUGUGGAACUUAACUCAGGCAGCAAGAGUGACCUCAACACUAGACGCUAUAUGAUCAUAAUUCCUAUCGUGUUGGCCGUGAUUGUUAUACUUGUUGCCCUGUUCAUCAGAUGGUUUGUCCUCAACCACAAGAAGUCAACCAUACAAACACAAGUGAAUAGAUACUCUGACGUGGUGUACUCAUAUGUCCAUAUAAACGCAGACAGAUGCAGCCAGGGAAGAAAUUUACCAGACUCAUCAGAACCUGAUGAACACCCCGGCUUAAGAUUGGUGUACUACAAGCUGAUGGGGCAGCAUCCCCUGUCUCCUCCUGAAACAGAUGAUCAUGUUUAUGACCAAACAACAAACUUCCCACAUGCAUGAGCAGCUUAGUGAUUCCAGAAACAGAAGACACUAUCAGUGUGUCAAUAUCAAGCAGCUACUUGUAUUCAAGGUCAUUACACAAUAUGUGCUCAAUAUUCUGAUUUCUAUGCUGUCUCUUUUUGCAAUUUAUUUGUCGUUAACAUUUCAAUGUUUUCAUAUUGCUUUGAAUUAAAAGUGUUAAAAAAUCGUCCACACAUCUCAAAGUGUCUUUAGUCCCUCAAGGCUUAUGAAGAAACAUUCUUGUUGGUGCGCAGUAAGGAUCAAACACCAUUAGUACAUAAAUAAGCCUGAAAUGAUUAGCACUCUUCUUUCUGAUUAGAAGAACUUUGUUACAUUUAUACCAGUACAGUUUGUUAUGCUGCAGUGAGCCGCUUAUAUUUUUGUAACUCUUUUGCAAGUUAUGCUCGAAUAUUGGCCUAUUUUUUGGAAUGUGAUUUUUGUACACCAAAACGUUGUAGCUGCCUUUGUUUGUGUGGAACAUGAAAUGUUGUUUUAAUAGCAUCUACUUUUAAAAACGAAAGAGAAUGAUGACAACAGUAAAGAGCAUUUGACUUGA